Phragmites australis (common reed) is the source of this 1020-nucleotide messenger RNA. RefSeq lists its product as uncharacterized. The transcript has a single exon. The record is from RefSeq and is a predicted model, not a curated record. Bases 1 to 1020 code for a protein of 339 amino acids. Gene Ontology annotation, biological process: hydrotropism. NCBI's taxonomy places the organism in Eukaryota, Viridiplantae, Streptophyta, Magnoliopsida, Poales, Poaceae.
AUGCAGAGCCAUCAGUUGUCGCCCGACGCUGGUGUGUUUCCUAUCCAAGGCGUGCCCUCCCCAACCGCACGUCCUUUUUCCUCCGCAUGCCACCGCUGGCGCCGCGGCAUUCCCCUCCCCUGCCCCGCCCGACCGCUGCCGCGCUGCCCCGGCAGCGCCGACCGCCUCAUGACACAGCCUGCCCGGAGACCCACGACCCCGACGGCGACCGCUGAGACCGUCUUCCUCGGCGCCAGCUCCAUCCCGGACCCGCGGCCCUCGCCGGCCACCCCGCUCCCGGACAUCCCCUUCCUGCACGCGUCCGCGCCGCCUCCGCCUCCACCACCGGUGCCGCUGCCGCAGAAGCAGAAGCAGGGCAAGUACCGGUCGCGCCCGGGACGCCUCAUCCGGUCAGUGCGUGCCGCGUUCCGGUCGUUCCCGAUCAUCCCGGCGCCGUCCUGCCGCGGCAUGCCGUCGCUGCACCACCUCCCGGGGCUCCACGGCCCCGGCGGAUACGUCAGGAACCACUUCCACGGCGCCACGCGCGCCACGGGGACGCUGUACGGCCACCGGCGCGCGCGCAUCACCAUCGCGUUCCACGACAGCCCGGCCAGCCCGCCGGGGCUGCUGCUAGAUAUCGCCGUGCCCACGGCCAAGUUCAUCCAGGACGUGAGCGCGGCCGGGAUGGUGCGCGUCACCCUCGAGUGCGACAAGCAGCAGCAUCACGCGGCCGAGGCGUCGCGGAGACUGCUGGACGAGCCGCUCUGGGCGGCGGAGGUGAACGGCGAGAGCGUCGGCUACGCGGCUCGGCGGGAGGCGACGGAGCAGGACGAGCGUGUGAUGCAGCUUCUCCAUGCCACGUCCAUGGGCGCCGGCGUGCUGCCGGCCGACAUGGCCCACCCGGCUGACGGCGAGCUGACGUACAUGCGCGCGCACUUCGACCGCGUCGUGGGAUCCAAGGACGCCGAGACGUACUACAUGCACAACCCCGAGGGCAGCGCCGCCGGACCGGAGCUCACCAUCUUCUUCAUUAGGACUUAG